GUAGCUUUUCGUGCCACCGCGGUGCAUGAUGGGCGUAGGGCCGAUUGACAGUCCAUGGCGGCUGUGUGAGUCACUGGGUCUCCCUCCCCCGUGCAGGAAGCCGGCAGGAAGAGCGGCCUGCAAUCCGGCUUUUCCUGUGCGAUAAACAGGCUAAGAGGGGUCAGCGGCCAUCCGAAUAUCCGGAGAGGAGGGAGGGGUGGAAAGGAAGAGCCCAUGGACAAGCUGACGGGUCUGGAGACUGUGCCUGUAGGGGGUGUAGGCGCUGCGGGUGCGACGGCUGCUGCCAGAAAGCCUCCCCGACCGUCCGCGCCCCCUUCCCUGCCCACCUCUCGCCAGACCAGCGUCGAGACUUUGGACAGCCCUACAGGAUCACACGUGGAGUGGUGCAAGCAGCUAAUUGCAGCUACAAUAUCCAGCCAGAUUUCGGGCCCUGUUGCCUCCGAAAAUGUAUCCAGAGAUUACAAAGUAUACAAGAGGCCUGAUCUCAGGGAUAUUCAGGACGAGCACAAUGGCUUUCAUUCUGAGUCGGAGACUGAGCAGGCCCUGAGAGAUGGAAAUAAGCUGGCACAGAUGGAAGAGGCACCACUGUUUCCUGGCGAGUCUAUCAAGGCAAUUGCUAAGGACGUUAUGUACAUCUGCCCAUUUUGGGGAGCAGUGAGUGGGACUUUGACAGUCACGGAUUUCAAGAUGUACUUCAAAAAUGUAGAAAGGGACCCUCCUUUUAUCUUGGAUGUUCCACUUGGUGUUAUAAGCAGAGUGGAGAAGAUUGGUGUGCAGAGCCAAGGAAGCCAUUCUUGUGGCAUAGAGAUUGUGUGCAAGGAUAUCAGAAACUUGCGGCUGGCCUACAAACAGGAAGAGCAGAACAAAUUGGAAAUAUUUGAAAAUCUCAUUAAAAAUGCAUUUCCUCUUUCUAAUGGGCUGCCCCUUUUUGCAUUCAGUUAUAAAGAAAAAUUCUCUGUCAAUGGCUGGAAAGUUUAUGACCCAACAGCAGAAUACAAAAGACAGGGUCUGCCAAAUGAGAGCUGGAAGAUUUCCAAGAUUAAUAACACCUAUGAGCUGUGCGACACAUACCCUGCAGUCUUUGUUGUACCAACCAGUGUGGUAGAUGAGGAUUUUUCAAGAGUUGCGGCUUUUAGAGCCAAAGGACGAAUACCGGUUUUGUCAUGGAUUCAUCCAGAAAGCCAGGCAACGAUAACCCGCUGCAGCCAGCCGCUUGUUGGACCAAAUGACAAACGCUGUAAAGAGGAUGAGAAAUACUUGCAGACAAUAAUGGAUGCCAAUGCCCAGUCACACAAGCUUGUUAUAUUUGAUGCCAGACAAAACAGUGUUGCUGACACUAACAAGACCAAAGGAGGAGGAUAUGAGAACGAGAGUGCAUACCCAAAUGCAGAGCUAAUCUUCCUGGAAAUACAUAACAUUCAUGUGAUGCGGGAGUCCCUGCGCAAGUUGAAGGAAAUAGUUUAUCCAGCAAUAGACGAGGCCCGCUGGCUGUCCAAUGUCGAUGGCACACACUGGUUAGAGUACAUAAGGAUGCUGCUUGCUGGAUCAGUGAGAAUAGCUGAUAGGGUUGAAUCCAGUAAAACAUCAGUCGUGGUACAUUGCAGUGAUGGGUGGGAUCGGACAGCUCAGUUGACCUCUUUGGCUAUGCUAAUGUUGGAUAGCUACUACAGAACCAUUAAAGGAUUUGAGGUUCUGAUAGAGAAAGAGUGGAUCAGCUUUGGCCACAGAUUUGCCAUGAGAGUGGGUCAUGGAGAUGAUAACCAUGCAGAUGCUGAUCGAUCCCCAAUUUUCCUCCAGUUCAUUGACUGUGUUUGGCAAAUGACAAAUCAGUUUCCUGCAGCUUUUGAGUUUAAUGAGCUUUUUCUCAUUACCAUACUGGAUCACCUGUACAGCUGUCUGUUUGGAACAUUUUUGUACAACAGUGAACAGCAAAGAAUGAAAGAGGAAAUCCAAACAAAGACAUUAUCUCUGUGGUCUUACAUUAAUAGCCAUGUGGAUGAGUUUACCAACCCCUUUUAUGUCGAUUAUGAACACCACGUGCUGUAUCCAGUUGCCAGCCUUAGCCAUUUAGAACUCUGGGUGAAUUAUUAUGUUAGAUGGAACCCUCGGACAAGACCUCAGAUGCCAAUUCAUCAGAACCUCAAGGAUCUCCUGGCCCUUAGAGCGGAGCUUCAGAAGAAAGUGGAGGAGCUGCAACGCGAGGCCGCGACAAGGUCUGUCUCUUCAUCCUCCGACCGGGGCUCCUCCCCUUCACAUUCUGCCACCCCCGUACACACAGCUGUGUAACCACUGGGACUUGAACUUGUGUCAAUGUGAGACCAGGACUGGGUGCCAUCACCUGUUGGACAACCAGCUCUGGGCUGAAAUGGCAGCACCCAAACACUUUCCCAGAGUUCUCCUUGUCCUGCCAGUGUAACCUGUAAGUCACUCACCUGCUGCAACGUGUCACCAA
Molecule: messenger RNA, 2452 nt
Organism: Xenopus laevis (African clawed frog)
Lineage: Eukaryota; Metazoa; Chordata; Amphibia; Anura; Pipidae
Gene: mtmr1.S
Product: myotubularin related protein 1 S homeolog
Exons: 17
Coding region: 214-2286 (690 amino acids)
Source: RefSeq, a predicted model, not a curated record